AUGAUAGGACGAAAAGAUAACAGGGAAAGCGAGGGCCAAAUGGAACCGUUUGGCAGUUACAAUCUUACAACCAAAGAUGGUCUUCAGAUGGACACGACCGGUGUAGCUGCUGCUCAUUUGGAAGUUAACGUGGGUGGUUGUCGCACAGAACAGGUAAUACCCAUACUGAAGCAUCAACUCGUAAAGGUGGGAAGGAAUAACAAAGAAUGCCAGCUUGUUUUGACACAUCCCUCAAUUUCUUCCAUUCAUUGUGAGUUCUGGUGUGUAUUUUUUGAUGAAGAUAGCAUUCCCAUGUUCUAUGUUAAAGAUUGUUCUUUGAACGGAACAUACUUAAACGGGUUGCUUCUGAAAAGAGAUAAAACGUACCUUUUGAAUGAUUCUGACACCAUUGAAUUAUCUCAAGGAAAUGAAGAAAACGACCAUAAAAAAAUACAGCUGGUUUUUAUGAUCAAUGACGAUUUACAGUCCUCCAUGGACCCAAAACUUUUGGAUCAAAUGGGCUUCUUGAGAGAAAUAAAUCAAUGGGAAAUAACAAAUAGGAUAGUUGGUAACGGUACUUUUGGUCAUGUUUUAAUUACACAUAACUCAAAGGAAAGCAACGAUGAUAUUUGCUAUCAUCCUGAGAAUUAUGCUGUCAAGAUUAUCAAACUGAAACCAAACAAGUUUGAUAAAGAGGCCAAAAUCCUUUUAAGAUUGGAUCAUCCGAACAUUAUUAAAGUCUAUCAUACUUUUUGUGACAGGAAUAACCAUCUUUACAUUUUUCAGGAUUUAGUUCCUGGUGGUGACCUCUUUUCUUAUUUAGCCAAAGGCGAUUGUUUAACUUCCAUGUCCGAAACGGAAUCAUUAAUAAUUGUCUUUCAAAUCUUGCAAGCGUUAAACUAUCUUCACGAUCAGGGUAUUGUUCAUCGUGACUUGAAGCUAGAUAAUAUUUUGUUAUGCACCCCUGAGCCAUGUACUAGAAUUGUCUUGGCCGAUUUUGGUAUAGCUAAAGAUUUGAACUCUAACAAGGAGAGAAUGCAUACCGUAGUAGGGACACCGGAAUACUGUGCUCCCGAAGUGGGAUUUAGAGCAAACAGAAAAGCCUAUCAAAGCUUCUCAAGAGCGGCUACUUUAGAGCAACGAGGUUAUGAUAGUAAAUGUGACCUAUGGUCCCUGGGUGUUAUUACACACAUUAUGUUAACGGGUAUUUCUCCGUUUUAUGGUGAUGGUUCUGAGAGAAGUAUUAUUCAAAACGCAAAAGUUGGCAAACUAAACUUUAAAUUGAAGCAAUGGGAUAUUGUUUCGGAUAAUGCGAAGGGUUUUGUCAAAGAACUUUUACAAACUGAUGUAACUAAACGACUAAAUGGUAAACAAAGUCUUGAGCAUAUUUGGAUCGCAAAACAUUUAAGUCAAUUGGAAAGGUUGUAUUACAAGAAAAUACUGUGCAAUAAUGAAGGACCUAAAUUAGAAAGUAUGACUUCAGAUUGGAAAAGAAAGUUACCCAAAAGUGUUGUCAUUUCUCAGGUCGUACCAAAGAAGAAGAAAGUUUUGAAGUGA
Molecule: messenger RNA, 1536 nt
Organism: Saccharomyces eubayanus
Lineage: Eukaryota; Fungi; Ascomycota; Saccharomycetes; Saccharomycetales; Saccharomycetaceae
Gene: MEK1
Product: serine/threonine protein kinase MEK1
Exons: 1
Coding region: 1-1536 (511 amino acids)
Biological process (GO): protein phosphorylation
Molecular function (GO): ATP binding; protein binding; protein kinase activity
Source: RefSeq, a predicted model, not a curated record